UGGAGGUUUAGUGCUAGCUAGUUAACAAGUUAUUUGAGGUGUACUCUAGUAUCUACACUACUAUAUAUUUUCUCGAUCAAUCGAUCGAUCAUACUUCAUAAGUCAGCUAGCUUGAGACAACAUGGCCAACCAGCAUCCCAGUGAAGUAUCAAUCGAGUUGAGUAGCCCAUAUCGGAAUUCAAGGAGAAAGUCCGACAAAGAAUACGGAGCGGGACAUGGACCGAGCACAGUGUGGCAAACAAUUCCUUAUCCAAAUAUUUACGAGCCGAAGAUAUAUUUUCCGAUAUGGGAAAAUAAGAUCUUUAUAAUACCUUGUGCAUUUGCAGUCCUCUUUAAUCCUUUGUUCAUCUACCUUCCCGUGAUUUAUCCUCACCAACUGUGCUACAAAUGGAACGUGAAUUUGUUGUGGAUAUAUGUUGCUAUACAAUCAACCAUUGACGUGUUUUACGCCAUGGAUAUCGUUGUUUAUUCUCGGCGAAUUCGUGGCAAUAAACCGAAUGUUAACAGACAUGUUAAGGUGCACAUAUUGGAGUGGUUACCUAUCAUAUAUCGCAUUUAUCUGUGUCUUCCCAUUUCACAGGCAUUAUUGCUCCUACAUAUUUGGCGACGGCGUCAAUUUCUCCAUCUGUAUAGAGUUCUUCGCCGUGUCUUCUAUCCCAUCCAAUAUACUCUGCGGGCUUAUCACACCUUUGGAUUAAUUAAGCAACGUCCUAACGUAGAAUCUGGAAUAGGAAGAUGGUUUCAGGCCAUAUUGGAUCUUCUUCCGUUCGUUAUUGCCUCUCAUUUAUAUGGAGCCCUGUGGUACGGCUUUGCUGUUGACAGAGAGAUACACUGUUGGAGGGAAAAGUACAGGUUGAUGUCAUGUGAUAAAUCAGUGCCUAAUUAUAUUUACUACUGCGAUGAGAACACAACAGCCGAAGUACAUAGAACAUGCAACGUUGCGCAUAUAAUGGCAUUGUGCGAUCCAACCGUUGAGAACACAGUUUAUAACUUUGGCAUAUAUCAUGAUCAGUCUAACAUUACAAGAUCAGAUUAUUUUCCUCGAAAGGUCCUGCUAUCUUUCUGGUGGGGCUUGCGCAAUUUGAGUUCCUUUGGUUCAAAUCUAAUGACCAGUUCGGAUAUGCUGGAAAUUUCCUUCUCAAUCUUAACUUCUAUAACUGGCUUGGUGUUGUUUUUAAUAUAUCUCAAUGCAAGGGUGGAGGAGGCGCAAAAAAGAAAAGAUCGAAUUAAAUUAAGGCACAAGAUGCAAUUGAUAUAUCUAGACAUAGAUAUGGUGUUAACUAGAAAGAAUGUUUCUAGACAUGAUAAGAAGGUACUGAAGAAGCUGAUCAUGAAACAUCUUCAACAAAAGCUUGAACAAAACAAAGAUAUUGAUAUGCAGAACUUACACUCUCUUCUUCCUAGCGCAUCCAAAAGAUACAUCAUGAGUCUUUGCCGCUUGACUCGUUUAAAGAAAGUACCGAUGUUUAAAAAUAUGAAGGAGCGAGUGUUGAAAGCAAUCUCCAAACAUCUUGAGCUAGUGACAUAUGCUAAAAGCUGCUAUAUUAUUCGAGAGGGGGAACCGCUUUGGAACGUGCUCUUCAUCACACAAGGUACGGCAUUGAGCUACAAAACCAGUAAGAAUGCCAGUGUUGGGGGAACUACGGGCGAUAACUCAAUCAUUAAGUGCCUUAAGGAAGAUGAUGUUUUUGGAGACGAGCUUUUGCAUUGGGCCUUUGAAUUUGCCUCCAUGUCUGAUUUUCCCGUGUCCCCCAAAACGGUCAUGUCCCAAACUAAUGUUGAAGCAUUUGCUAUCAGUGCUAACAAUCUAAGAAGAGUUGUCUCUAAAUUUCGGUUGCAUUUUGUUUUGAACCUGCCUGACCUAGAGCAUUCUCCACUGGAGCGCAUGGCAGCAAUUUCAUUACGAGCAGCAUGGCUAGAAGGAGAAAAUCACAAGAGAGGAUGGAACAGGCUGAGGGAAUUACUCAACAAUGCAUCAGAAAGUGCAUGACUGCUUAAUUUUUUAUAUAGAGUACGCAUCAAGCAUUUUGUCUAGGUUCACAAUUAGAAACAAGAAAUCUUUCUAUAUGGUGUACUGAUGAUCGAGUUCCUAUUUUCUGUCAAACGAAUUGCUCCAUUAAAAUUUAAACCCUUCUCUAUAUUAUAUCAGCUGGAAAUUGUAAUUUUAUUAAAAUAAUUGUUGCCUUAUAUCCAGCUCAUUGGUACAAUCAUGCUGUAAUUCCCAAAAUCAGCGCUAAGUUUUUGCUCUCUGAUAAUGUGAUUUUUCUUGCUGUUGGAUUUUCUCGAAGAACAUGCAUUUCUCACUUCACUUGAGCAGGGCACUUGUAAUUUCAACCCUAGUUGAAACGAAACAAACGCGUCUAUGCAAGAAUACUUUACUUGAUAAUGUUUGAGAUUUUCAUCACCCCACUUACUCAUUGCAAUUUUCUUAUCCUUCUCCAUCUCCUUGUUUAAAAACUUCAUUCUCAACGUCUUCAAUCCCAUGGACUUGUAACUGUUGUC
This is a messenger RNA of Argentina anserina (silverweed cinquefoil), 2502 nucleotides long. RefSeq names its product cyclic nucleotide-gated ion channel 1-like. The record is from RefSeq and is a predicted model, not a curated record. The transcript has 7 exons. NCBI's taxonomy places the organism in Eukaryota, Viridiplantae, Streptophyta, Magnoliopsida, Rosales, Rosaceae. Bases 122 to 1990 code for a protein of 622 amino acids.